AUGUCGCUCAACCGCUCUGUUUCCGUGCUUCAUAGCGAACAAAGCCAGUUAACAGAGUCUGAUGAAAUUUUCAUAAGCGAUGAAGUACAGUUGUACAUAGACAUAGCUUUAAAGCUCAUCUGCCUCCCUUUUCUGUCUCUUUGUGGCAUCCUGUUUAAUAUUAUCAACAUAAUCGUCGUCAUCAAGAUUGGACUCACAGACUGUGUCAGUAUGGCCGUUCUGUUCCUGGCCAUCUCCGAUUUCCUCCUUUCUGCAACCACUCUCUUCCACGUCAUGGCCGUCGUCCCAAUGAAAGUUGACCCUUUUGCCACUCUGGACCCCACUGGCCUGUACUUUCUUUCGGGAUGGAUAAGGGAGAUGUUUUUAGACAUAUCCCUCCUCCUUACCGCGUUCGUUUCGCUAGAGCGCUGCCUGUGUGUCACCUGGCCUCUGAAGUUCAAAUCAGUCUUUACGGUCAAAAGAUCAGCGGUUAUAUGCACUGCCAUCUUUAGCCUCUCCAUUCUAUCUUACGUCCGAGUUCAUGUCAGUCAUGGAAUCCGUUGGCAGUUUGACGUCACCACAAACAGAACACGUCUGAUGUUGUGGCUUGCAAAGGACCGAGAAGAGGUCUUAAAGUUCACCAAUGCUUUCCACAGGAUAUUUCUCUAUAAUGUUGAGUUGGCCUCAAUCACUCUUAGUGCGAUCUUCAUGGCUAUUCGGAUCCGGGCCUCAGCUAGGUUCAGACAACAGUCAACUGCAAGGGGAUCUCCAUCCAAAAACAAGAACACGGUGUCCAGAAAGGACAGUAGAGUGGUCACCAUGGUAUUUCUGGUCGCCGUGGCGAGCAUCGUCCUCCUUAUGCCAUCUGUGGUGUUCGUAUACGCCAGGAGGGCCUUCCCAGAUUUCUUCAGCUACCAGCGAUAUCCCAACAUGUUCUCAACCGUUGUGAACGCUACGUUUGCUUUCUCCUCUCUCAACGCUUGCGUGAACAUCUUUGUCUACUACAACUUUAACACACGGUACAGACAAUUCAUGCAGCAAUACGCAUGCGGCCAAAUGGGUGAAAAGAAUACAAGUACUCGCAUAGCAGGUUCUUGA
Molecule: messenger RNA, 1077 nt
Organism: Aplysia californica (California sea hare)
Lineage: Eukaryota; Metazoa; Mollusca; Gastropoda; Aplysiida; Aplysiidae
Product: proto-oncogene Mas-like
Exons: 1
Coding region: 1-1077 (358 amino acids)
Biological process (GO): G protein-coupled receptor signaling pathway
Cellular component (GO): plasma membrane
Molecular function (GO): G protein-coupled receptor activity
Source: RefSeq, a predicted model, not a curated record